This is a messenger RNA of Helobdella robusta, 1724 nucleotides long. RefSeq lists its product as hypothetical. Bases 1 to 1137 code for a protein of 378 amino acids. Gene Ontology annotation, cellular component: membrane. The record is from RefSeq and is a predicted model, not a curated record. NCBI's taxonomy places the organism in Eukaryota, Metazoa, Annelida, Clitellata, Rhynchobdellida, Glossiphoniidae. The transcript has 5 exons.
AUGAAUAUUGUGGUAGUGAGGGUGGAGAGAAUCGUGGACACGUUGUUCAUUGUGGUGGUGAUGUUGCUGAUGAUGGCUGCCUACGUGGGCAUGGGGUGCGCCGUCGAAUUGAGCGUCGUGAAGGAGGUCCUCAAGAAGCCAGUGCCCCCCUUCAUUGGUUUCUGCAGUCAGUAUUUCAUCAUGCCUCUGACGGCGUUCGGACUGGUACGAAUUUUCAACUUGAGUGGGGGCAUAGGACUCGGAUUUUUUGCCAGCGGUUGUGCCCCAGGUGGAGGUGCCAGCAAUAUGUACACGUACAUGUUGGGUGGGGAUACGUCCCUGAGUGUUACCAUGACUGUCGUCAGCACGUUGACGGCGCUCGCCAUGUUCCCGGCUUGGUUGUAUGCUCUUCGCUACUUCAUCCCAGGAGUUGAGGGUACGACUUUCAAGAUUCCUUACUACAACAUCCUCGCAUCUCUCGCCACCAUGGUCAUCCCGUUAACGAUAGGGAUCUUGAUAAGAUUGAAGAGACCGCAGUUGGCUUGCAGCAUCAAGAAAGCCUUGAGACCUUUCUUUGCCUUCAUCAUUAUAUUCCUGUUCACGGUCGGGAUAUGGUCCAACAUAUACCUCGUCUAUUUAUUCUCCGCCAAACUCUUCCUGGCUGCAUGCAUUCUCUCAUACUCCGGAUUCUUACUCGGCGGCUUCUUCGCCUUCAUCUGUCGCCUUCCACUUGCCAGAAUCAUAGCAGUCGCCAUAGAAACGGGAGUUCAAAAUACGGGGCUGCCCAUUUUGUUGCUGAAGUUUUCCCUGAUGCAACCGGAGGCGGAUAUGUCGGUGGUCAGUCCUGUUUCUGUCGCCAUGUUCAUGCCCGUCCCUCUCUGGAUCGCCAUAGCCGUCCUGGAGGUGAGGAAAUGCGUGAAUAAGAAGAAGCAGACAGACCCAAAGGAACCUUUGGACUUGCUGGUUGGUGAUCAGAGACUGACCAACGAUGGUGGCGAAGAGUUGAAUGAUGAGUUAGAUGAACUCGCUAUCAAUAGAGAUCCGAUAAAUAAUCGAUCGACUAAACUUGAAUACUCUGAAAAUGGGAAUGUACCUAAAAUCGUUAUCGAUUCAGAUAACGACUUGAAACCGUCUGAAAAACAUGAAGGCGACAUUUAAUACAGACGAGUUAGGAAAAUCCUUAAUGAGGUAAACGACGACACUCCUAACAUCUAUAUCAAAAUAUAAAAGUUUCAUCUUCUUUUAUUCUAUGCCUUUUUUUAAAAUAAUUUUUAACUGCGUUCAUGAAUGUUAGUUGAUAAAAUUAUGAUGUCAUAUAAUGCUGGAUAUAUUUUUGCUGAAUGGUACGUGUGUGUAUUAAGUUGCCAUUUCUACUAGUUUAUUUGUUUUCUCUACUCGGGUAUUUGCAUUUGUACUUGUGUAUUUCUAUUAUUUGGUAUUUGUAUUCCAAUGUGUGUUUCACCAGAUGUAUUUUUGAAAGCUUCCGAGUGAAAAUUUCAAAAUUGAAUCUUGAAUUUUUGGUUUUGUUUGCAAAAUAUAUCAAAUAUUUUUAAUUGUUUAUGUGAUUAUUUCGAAUUAUUAAUAUUUUUAUGAAUUAUUAUUAUUGUUAUAAUUUUUUAUUUCGUAAUUGAAUAAUUGAUUUCUUGGUUGUUGAUUUUAUUUCGUGAAAAUUUGAUUCAAUGUGAUUGUGUCAAGCAAUAUAUAUAUAUAUAUAUUUGCCAAAUAAAGAGCUCAUUAUGAUUGAA